This is a messenger RNA of Fundulus heteroclitus (mummichog), 2911 nucleotides long. It is a transcript of the gene elac2, whose product is annotated as elaC ribonuclease Z 2. Gene Ontology annotation, molecular function: 3'-tRNA processing endoribonuclease activity. The record is from RefSeq and is a predicted model, not a curated record. The coding region runs from base 197 to 2743 and encodes 848 amino acids. Gene Ontology annotation, biological process: mitochondrial tRNA 3'-end processing. Gene Ontology annotation, cellular component: mitochondrion. The transcript is spliced from 24 exons. Lineage: Eukaryota; Metazoa; Chordata; Actinopteri; Cyprinodontiformes; Fundulidae.
UUUACGCUGCAUCCCGGAAGAAAGGUCGCAUGUGUCGACCAACCUUUAAUGUUGUGUAGAGGAGGCUCACAGCCCCUGUUAGGUAACAAACAGUCCCAAAGCGGUUUAGAAAUGCCUAAGGACCGCUAACGAAGACCGUCUAGGCUUUAAAUACCACCUGCCUCUGAUAUUUUAAUGAGCAGCUGCCGUAUUUAGUAUGAACAGCUUCCAUGUGGGGCUCUGCAGGCUGCUGGUCGUGACAGGCAGAGCUCUAUCUGCUGCUGGGACGGUCCCAGGCUGUGAUUCGUCUUUCCGUCGGACUUUUCUACAUUUCCCCCGGCAAAUGGCGACAUUUGGGGAUCCGUUCCCUGCGAAGAAGCCGCAGAAGGAGCCGCUGCGCCGGGUGAAGACCAAGGAGAAGCGCAACAAGCGGGGGGACGUUCACGGACCGGCCACCGUGUACGUGCAGGUGGUCGGUGCGGGAAGCAGGGACAGCGCCGCGUCGCUUUACGUCUUCUCAGAGUUCAACAGGUACCUCUUCAACUGCGGAGAAGGAACUCAGAGACUCAUGCAGGAACACAAGCUGAAGGCUGCUCGGCUGGACAACAUCUUCCUGACGCGACUGAGCUGGGAGAACGUGGGAGGUUUAUCAGGGAUGAUAUUAACCUUAAAGGACACGGGCGUCCCCGAGUGCGUGCUUUCUGGACCGCCACAGCUUAAGAACUAUCUGCAUGCCAUCAAGUCCUUCUCUGGUUCCCUGGAGGACAUCAAGCUGUCCGUGCGCCCGUACACUGAACAGAUGCACACAGAUGAAACCAUGACUGUGUAUCAAGUGCCGAUAUUUGCCAAGUCCAGGAAUGACAGAGGAAGAAAUUCGCCCAAGUCUGGUAGAAGCAACCCUUCUCGUGGUUCUCCAACGAGAGACGGCUUUCGCCGUGAUGACAGAGAAUAUGAAUCAGGUGAAAGACGCGCGGCGGCCAGGGAUCCAUCACUGGUGAUCGCCUUUGUGUGCAAGCUUCAUCCCAAGAAGGGAAACUUCUUGGUCUCUCAAGCCAAAGAGCUGGGACUGCCCGUAGGAACGGCGGCGAUUGGUCCUCUCAUCUUAGCUUUGAAAAAUGGAAAAACCAUCGUGCACGAUGGAAAAGAGAUCCGACCUGAGCAGGUUUGUACUCCCACUGACCCAGGACCGGUCUUCAUCGUGGUCGAGUGUCCCUCUGAGGAGUUUGUGGAAGCCGUUUGCACCAAUCAGCAGCUACGAAGGUACCAGACCGAAGGGACGGAGGAUUCUGCUGUGCUGGUGGUCCACAUGACUCCAGAGUCUGUUCUGGACACGGAUCAGUACAAAGAAUGGAUGGAGAGGUUUCCGUCCACGACAGAACACCUGAUCCUCAAUGAACACGUCUGCACAGUCCAUAACGUUCGGAGUCAGAAGAUUCAGACUCAGCUCAACAUGAUUCAUCCGGAGGUCUUUCCAGAACUUAAGACCUACAAAGUGAAGCAACCACAGGCGGCUUUGCACGUCCCCAACGUGCGAGCCGAGUGUCUGCUGAAGUUCCAGCUCCGGCCCGUCAUGGAGUGGCAAAGAGACGCCGUUCCCUCCUGCAGCGGCGAGGAGUUUGUGAAAGAAGCUUCCGAGGUUCCCAACUUCCUGGAAGAGGUGGAAAAGUGCAGGAAGACUUGUUCAGCGGAGGCGUCAGAACUUUCUGGCGAUGCGUUCCCACAGGUGGUCUUUUUGGGAACGGGGUCGGCUCUUCCGAUGAAGAUCAGGAACGUCAGCGGCACGUUGGUGAACAUCAGUCCCAGUGAGUCGCUGCUGUUGGACUGUGGAGAGGGAACCUUCGGUCAGCUCUGCCGGCACUACGGAGACGAUGUGGACGACGCUUUGACCAAGAUCUCCACUGUCUUCAUCUCCCACCUGCAUGCAGACCAUCACACAGGGCUGAUAAAGCUGCUGUACCAGAGGAGACGGUCGCUGGAAAGUUUAGGAAAGCCCUUCAGCCCCAUCUACCUGGUGGCUCCGGCUCAGAUCAUGACGUGGCUCGGACAGUAUCAUGACUACUGUGAGGAGAUCCUCAGUCAUUUCAAUCACAUUCCCAACAGGUUUCUGUGUGACGACGCUGAGCCAACCAAAGCCAAGACGCACUCAUUCAUCCAGGCCAUGCUGAAAAAGAACAACCUGGAGAAGUUCCAGACAUGCGUCGUGCGCCACUGUAAGAAUGCCUUCGCCUGCAGCUUUGUGCACCAGUCGGGCUGGAAGCUGGCCUUUUCUGGAGACACCAUGCCCUGCGACGCAUUCGUAAAUAUCGGAAAGAAAUCAACUUUAUUGAUCCAUGAAGCCACGCUGGAGGAUGAGAUGGAACAGGAGGCUGUUGAGAAAAGACACAGCACCACGUCGCAGGCCAUCGGCGUCGGCAUGAAGAUGAACGCCGACUUCAUCAUGUUGAACCACUUCAGCCAACGCUACGCCAAGAUCCCACUCUUCAGCGAAGACUUCAAUGACAAAGUGGGAAUAUCCUUCGACCACAUGAAAAUCUGCUUCAGAGACUUUAAAAUCCUCCCUAAACUCAUUCCUGCACUUAAGACCCUGUUUGCUGAGGAGCUGGAGGAGAUGGAGGAGAGACGGGAGAGGAGGGAGCUGAGGAAUCCAAGAGGAAGCUCCAACGAGGCGGUCAGCGAGCAGAAGACGGUCGAACGAGGAGCAAAGCGAGAGCAGGAGGAGGCGGCGAUGCACAGCGAGGACACAAAGAGGCUGAAGACCAGCUGAAUCAGCCAGAAAACAGGACUUUGCAUGAAUGCAUACUGAAUUAUUUUAUUUAUGAGAAGCUGAGAUUUUUAUUUGACUGAAGAAAAUCUGUUUUCUCGCAACGCCUCCAAAAAUGCUCUGAAUAAAGUUUGGUUUUCAUUAAAGAUAAUAAAGCAGCUGUGAACCAAA